AUGUCUCAUGAACCCGAAGAUGUGAAGCCCAAACUCAACUUGAACAUUUCAUAUGAUGGUACCCAAAUUACCGUCAAAGUGAAGACAAACAUGAAAUUCGCAAAGAUCUUCGAAGCAGCAGAGAAACGUUUCGGAAAAGACAAAGGAACCUUCAAAUUCACAUAUGAUGGCCAACGAAUCAAACCUGAACAAACGCCUGCAGAGGUGGGUAUGGAGGAUGGGGACCAAAUAGAUGCUUUCCUGGAGCAGUUGGGUGGCGGAUAUUGCCCAUCAUAA
Molecule: messenger RNA, 276 nt
Organism: Psilocybe cubensis
Lineage: Eukaryota; Fungi; Basidiomycota; Agaricomycetes; Agaricales; Agrocybaceae
Exons: 6
Coding region: 1-276 (91 amino acids)
Biological process (GO): protein sumoylation
Cellular component (GO): nucleus
Molecular function (GO): protein tag activity; ubiquitin-like protein ligase binding
Source: RefSeq, a predicted model, not a curated record